AUGCGCCAUCAGCUCGAAUGUGUUUUAUAUACCGAUGAUCCGCCAGAUGAGACCGGGACCAGAGCAGCACCAACCUCGACCUUGCCAGCGGCCAGAGUCGAGUUAGAGCCUCGUGGAAUCUUUGGUCCUAAUGAGACGGCAGCAGAGGAUGAUUCUGUCCUCUGCGUCUUCCCGAUAAGCGGGCAAUAUGGCUUUCUAUCUCGCCUGUUAUACUACGGCUCGCUUGUCUUCGCCAUCAUCGGACGAACCCAUAAAUGGCUUGUUCUAGGAGCUUUGGCGUCUGCUCUGGCUUUUGCGGGCUCGACUUCUAUCCAUAUGUUGACGCUGGUCACUUCCAAGGCGCCCGCGUUUGACCUGGACAUUCUUGCUGCGUGGUCGAUACUGACGACGGGAUGUCUGGCUUUUGCAGCACUGAUACACUGGUCUUCAUCCGUCAGGAACUCGGACUCGAGGAUUGUGUUGAUUCUAUGGGGUAUGUUGGUCGGGAUAGGCUGCGUGACGGGGAGGGCAUUGCUGCUGGAUGUUAAUUCACAGGCUGAGCCGGCCUGUAGAUCCGCGAACGGGACGCUUCUGAUGGCGCAGUCUGAGCUAAAUAGCGGCAUGUUUAACUGCACAUACAAGUGCUUUGGGGUCCGGACGCCGCUGAGAGACCCGUCUGAGAUCACAGUGAUGCCUGCCAGAGUGUUUGUCGGAACAUACUCGACCUUGACGGUGGCAUUGAUGGGCCCCAUCCUCGCUGCUGCACAUAAGAGCAUGUCGGUGAACUUCUCGCUGCACUCGCCUUCAGAUCUAUGUGCACACUGGGUGCUAGGAUACCUAAACCAUUCCUUGAACUCCCGGCUGUCACAGCAUAUCUACAACGCUGCCUGCUCGACCUGGUACGGCGGGUACAUUCUGUUGCUGCGGUAUGCGAGCACGGCCAAGUUCCAACCCAACAAACGCCGUCUUAUAGCCAUCUUGCUUAUCUGUCCGCUGCUCGUCAUCGACUUGCUUCUCGACAUCCUAACGCCCGUUAUUUUCAUUGCAAACAUCCUCAUCAACGAGAUCAAUCUAAUGAUCAACGGCUUCCCCGUCGAAGAAGGCGUGCGUUCAAUCGGCCAGUGGUCUCCCAUGGUCUCCGCAGCACUGGUCAUCCUCGCUGCCGUCAUCAACCAACUCACCGAGCGCCAUCGGAUACUGAAAGAGCAGAAGAAGGCAGCCGAGUCAUCCGAUCCUCACUCUGGACUGCCCGUCUGGUCUUGCUCGCAGACAUGUGAAUCGCAGACCUCGGUUAGUCCUUUAGUCUAUAAUCACAGAAAGCGUCCUGGAGACGUUGAUCGGAAGCCCGGACAUCAUAGCCAUCAUCACCAUCAAGAGAUCGGGGUUAUAGAGCGAGAAUUCAGCCGCCAGGAGACGCUGCACACGGAGCUCGAAGACUAUCCCAAGCACUCCCCCAAGGCAUAUAUACGGCCGUGA
Molecule: messenger RNA, 1455 nt
Organism: Nannizzia gypsea CBS 118893
Lineage: Eukaryota; Fungi; Ascomycota; Eurotiomycetes; Onygenales; Arthrodermataceae
Exons: 2
Coding region: 1-1455 (484 amino acids)
Source: RefSeq, a predicted model, not a curated record